CAUAUUGGGACAUUGCCUCCAGCUUUUCCGUACCGCUGCUCUCGCGAGACAUCCGCGAUCGGCUGGCCGGAAAUCUAGGAAGAGGUCGGGAGAAGUCAGACGGUAGCGAGUCCUCGUCAUUGCUUAACUAUUCGCUUUCCCUCAGUACCAGCUCCGGCUCCCCAGAGGACCCCUCGCCUCACCUGUUGGUCCGCUCCGCGAGGGACUGUGCAGGAGGCCGAGCGAGCGCCUGCAGGGCUCCCGCCGACCCGCAGCGCCCUCAACUCCGCUCGGCCAGGGGCAGCAGGCACUUGGGCCAGGCGCGGUCACUUACUGAAGCGGCCGCUGGGCGCGAGGGACCUCUCCAUCCUCCGCCCUCCGGGCAGGAAACCCCCAUUCUUUGCAGGGGGAGGAGCCAACGGUUCUGCCUGAGGGUCUCCCCCUCCCGGCUGCGCUGGGUGGGGCGGGCUCAGGGUCGCGAUGACCCAGGAGCGGCCCACGUUCUAUCGGCAAGAGCUGAACAAGACGGUCUGGGAGGUACCGGAGCGCUACCAGAACCUCUCGCCGGUGGGCUCUGGCGCUUACGGCUCUGUCUGCUCUGCCGUUGAUGUUAAAACUGGGCUGCGAGUGGCUGUGAAGAAAUUGUCCAGACCAUUUCAGUCUAUCAUUCAUGCGAAAAGGACCUACCGUGAACUUCGUCUGCUUAAACAUAUGAAACAUGAAAAUGUUAUUGGUCUUCUAGAUGUGUUUACACCUGCAAAAUCGUUAGAAGAAUUCAAUGAUGUCUACCUUGUAACCCAUCUAAUGGGAGCAGAUCUCAACAAUAUUGUGAAAUGUCAGAAGCUCACAGAUGACCAUGUACAAUUUCUUAUCUAUCAAAUUCUUCGUGGUUUGAAGUAUAUCCAUUCUGCUGACAUUAUACACAGAGAUUUAAAACCUAGUAACCUAGCUGUAAAUGAGGACUGUGAGCUGAAGAUUCUGGAUUUUGGGUUGGCGCGCCACACAGAUGAUGAGAUGACAGGUUACGUAGCAACCAGGUGGUACAGAGCUCCUGAGAUCAUGCUGAACUGGAUGCAUUACAAUCAAACAGUUGAUAUUUGGUCAGUGGGAUGCAUUAUGGCUGAACUAUUGACUGGAAGAACACUUUUCCCUGGUACGGACCAUAUUAACCAGCUUCAGCAGAUCAUGCGUCUGACGGGAACACCCCCUGCAUAUCUUAUUAACAGGAUGCCCAGCCACGAGGCAAGAAACUACAUACAGUCCUUGUCUUACAUGCCGAAGAUGAAUUUUGAAAAUGUAUUUAUUGGUGCCAAUCCACUGGCUGUAGACUUGCUGGAAAAGAUGCUAGUGCUGGACACAGACAAACGAAUCACUGCUGCAGAAGCUUUGGCACACGCCUAUUUUGCUCAGUAUCAUGAUCCAGAUGAUGAGCCAGUGGCUGAUCCCUAUGAUCAGUCCUUUGAAAGCAGAGAACUUGAUAUUGAAGAAUGGAAAAGCCUGACCUAUGAUGAAGUAGUUAGCUUUGUUCCACCACCACUCGACCAAGAGGAGAUGGAAUGUGGUAGUGCAAUUGAUAAAAAUAUCUACUCCCUUGAGUUUUUUCCCACUGUUUCAUCCAUCUUGUUUUCUUUCCACAAAGAAAUUCAUUCAGAAGAACUGCAUGCACUGGAGAGUUCAGCUCCAGACAUGCAGGAGAUGAGCCUCAACAGGAGAAAGGGUUUCUGCAGGCAUGAAGUCAACAAAACAGUAUGGGAGCUUCCUAAGCAGUAUACUUCAAUUACCCCCAUAGGAUCUGGGGCCUACGGCUCUGUAAGCUCAGCAAUAGAUAAAAAAACAGGCGAGAAGGUGGCUAUCAAGAAGCUCUGCCGCCCUUUUCAGUCUGAGAUCUUUGCCAAGAGAGCAUAUCGAGAACUCACACUGCUGAAGCACAUGCAGCAUGAGAAUGUCAUUGGAUUACUUGAUGUAUUCACUUCAGCUACAACCUUUGAUGGAUUCCAGGACUUCUACCUUGUGAUGCCAUACAUGCGAACAGACCUACAAAAGAUCAUGGGACAUCAGUUCAGUGAGGAAAAGGUCCAGUACCUAAUCUACCAGGUGCUGAAAGGCCUGAAGUAUAUUCAUUCUGCUGGAAUCAUUCACAGGGAUCUGAAGCCUGGCAAUUUAGCAGUGAAUGAAGAUUGUGAACUAAAGAUCUUGGACUUUGGCUUGGCAAGGCAUGCAGACACCGAGAUGACAGGCUAUGUGGUGACUCGCUGGUACAGGGCACCCGAAGUGAUACUGAACUGGAUGCAUUACAACCAGACGGUGGACAUCUGGUCUGUUGGCUGUAUCAUGGCAGAAAUGUUGACCGGGAAGACUCUGUUUAAAGGUAAAGACUAUCUAGAUCAACUGACUCAGAUCUUACGAGUGACAGGCAACCCGGGAGAAGAGUUUGUGCAGAAGCUGGAAGACAAAGCGGCUAAAAGCUACAUACAAUCACUCCCCAAGAUUCCCAAAAUGGAUUUGUCUCUGCUUUUCCGCAAAGCCAGUCCUCUGGCAGUGGACUUGCUUGACAAAAUGUUGCAGCUGGAUGUGGGAAAGCGUCUUACAGCCACCCAAGCUCUGGCCCAUGCAUACUUUGACCCUUUCAGAGAUGUUGAGGAAGAGACAGAGGCACAGCAGUCCUAUGAUGAUUCCAUUGAGGGUGAAAAACUUUCCAUCAAUGAAUGGAGAAGGCAUGUUUACAAUGAAAUACUGUCCUUCAGCCCAAUUGCACGAAAAGACUCCAAGAGGAGAAGUGGUAUGACAUUGUAAGCGCUGGCAUGCCUGACACUGGGCUGUCUUUCCCAUGAUACAACGUAGAUCAGCAUUUUGACCCCAACCAAGAGUAAAUAUUCAUCAGCAGGAAAAAGUCUGCAUAUGUAGAACAUAAGGACUAAAUGUAUAAUGGGAGUGCAGUCUUAAUCUGAAGGCAAGAAUUGCACAAGCAACAUCUUUCUCUGCCAAAAAUGAAGAUGCUUCUUAUUAAAAGUACUUUGUGAUA
Varanus komodoensis (Komodo dragon) is the source of this 3001-nucleotide messenger RNA. RefSeq names its product mitogen-activated protein kinase HOG1-like. The coding region runs from base 460 to 2772 and encodes 770 amino acids. The transcript has 25 exons. NCBI's taxonomy places the organism in Eukaryota, Metazoa, Chordata, Lepidosauria, Squamata, Varanidae. Gene Ontology annotation, molecular function: MAP kinase activity; ATP binding. Gene Ontology annotation, biological process: protein phosphorylation; p38MAPK cascade. Gene Ontology annotation, cellular component: cytoplasm; nucleus. The record is from RefSeq and is a predicted model, not a curated record.